GUUAUUUUUUAAUUUUCCAGGGUUUUUAAACUGCGGUGCUGAAAAAUAUUAGUGACGCGAUGAACAGCUACUCAUACACCAUGAGGAGUUUCAAGGAGAGGAGGAAUUUUGCACAACGUUCGAGGGACAUGCAAGUCGUUCACGAGAAGUAUCCGGACCGCAUUCCUCUCAUAAUUGAGCGCUAUCACGGGGAAAAGCAACUACCCAUCCUGGACAAAUCGAAAUACUUGGUUCCGGAUCAUCUUACCAUGGGGGAGCUCAUCCAGAUUAUGAGACGCAGAAUGCAGUUGACACCGAAUCAGACGUUCUUCCUGUUGGUGAACGGCUCAAGCCUGGCGAAUGUCACAUCCACCGUUGGCGAAGUGUAUCGCCGUGAAAGAGACGACGAUGGACUGCUCUAUAUGGUUUACACCUCUCAGGAAGUGUUCGGGUUCUGAGGAGCCUACAUCAGAUUUACCGUAAUCCGAUAUCUUUUGUCCUCGCUUUGGCGCAUUAAGUAUGCUAGCACAGACUAGGUACGUGUAACUUGAUCCCGGCGGCCUCGCGCGUGAAUGCGGCUUGUAAGGAUGUUCUUUUGACAUUUUGUACGGCUGUUGUGACAUUGGGCAAAAAGCGAAGUGCGCAGGCGUUUUUUUUUUUCGAAAACUUCAGAUUGGGAGAAUGUUGGUGUUUUAUGUUCAGAAGGUUUCCUUCGCGUCGUGGUACGGAAAUUUUUGUUUUGAGUUGCUCGGGAGUCGCGUGACGACAUGAGUGCGGAAAUCUUGUAUUGUGUACCUACGGAGAUGAAAAUUUUUUGUUUUGUAUUUGAAAUCUAAAUUUCACUAUUUGGAAAAUUUGUAAAUCUGGUGCCUCUGUUUUUCUGCGUUGGGUGCGGAUAUGAAAUUUAUAUCGCACGGUA
Molecule: messenger RNA, 898 nt
Organism: Notodromas monacha
Lineage: Eukaryota; Metazoa; Arthropoda; Ostracoda; Podocopida; Cyprididae
Source: the annotation of a GenBank genome assembly